AUGAGUGAGUUAAAUGAGUUCAACCAAUUUAGCUUCAGUAACUACGACGAUAUCAACAGCAAUAAUGUAGAAAAUAAAACUUCUCAGAAUAAUGGAGAGUAUGAAAUUAAUGAAGAGUUAGGGUCUCCCAACAGCCUAAGUGACAACCUGGAUAGAAGUAAUAAUUUGACGUACAAUGAUUUGAAUAUAUCUUUGAAUAGUGUCUAUAAUGAUAUAAAUAUAAAUAAAAGAGAAAUUGAAGAGAGUAGUAAUAAUCUUAAACAUAAAAGCAGUAGUAAUAAUAUGAAUGACAGCUUAAAUAAAUACUCAGCCUCCUUAAGAAAAGAAAGUAGAAUAAUGUCUUUUGAAAAUUCAUAUGAACAAUUUUUCGAAAAAGAAUCAGAUAUUUCAGAUACAGAAGAGUCAACCACUUGGGAAACAGAAAGACUAAAAAGAAUUGAAGAAAGAAAAGAAUAUGAAAAAAAAAAAAAAAUGGAAAUAAAAAAAAAAGCCGCUGAAGACUUAAAAAAGUGGUACGAAGAAAUGGCUAUUAUAAUUGAAGAAAAAAAAAAACAAUCCAAAAAAAAAAAAUCAGAAGAAAAAAGAAAAGAAGAAAAUUUAGAAAAUAAGACAUGGUUAAAAGUAUCUCAAUAUUUAGAUUUAGAAAAAGGGGAGUAUUUUAAAGAAAACAGCAGAAUGAAACAAGUUCUCUUGAAACUAAUAAAAAAGGAGGGAUCUUAA
This is a messenger RNA of Plasmodium malariae, 720 nucleotides long. Its product is annotated as conserved Plasmodium protein, unknown function. Gene Ontology annotation, molecular function: structural molecule activity. The transcript has a single exon. The record is from RefSeq and is a predicted model, not a curated record. The coding region runs from base 1 to 720 and encodes 239 amino acids. Gene Ontology annotation, cellular component: clathrin coat of trans-Golgi network vesicle; clathrin coat of coated pit. Gene Ontology annotation, biological process: vesicle-mediated transport; intracellular protein transport. NCBI's taxonomy places the organism in Eukaryota, Apicomplexa, Aconoidasida, Haemosporida, Plasmodiidae.